GAGCCCCCGGGCUUGGGGGCCGAGCCAGGACACAGCCCUGAGGGCAGCAGGAUGGAGGGGGCCAGGCCCGGGGGGCAGUCUGGCUCGCCGCCUUGCUGAUUGGGUGAAAGCGAGUAGAACAUUCCGCUGCCAUUGGCUGGUGCUGCGCUUGGGGCGGGACCGGCCGCCGUGGACGCCGGCUGGGAGAGCAGCCCGAAGGAAAGGAGAACUCGCCCGUGGGGCGCGGCUGGGGCGGGGCCGCAGUGGCGGUUGUAGGCGGGGCCAGCCGUGACGCAGUCGCUCCUGGCAGCCAAUUAGCGUCUCUGGGAGGCGAGUUUGAAUCGGCAGUGCCGGAGCGGGGCCGCGAGGAGCGGCCGCGAUGAGGAAGAGUGAGGCGCUGGCGGCCGAGGCCGUGUCCUGCCUGAACCGGGCCCUGGCGGCGCUGCGGGACAUCUGGGAGGAGAUCGGCAUCCCCGAGGAGCAGCGCCUGGAGCGCACCGAUGUUGUCAAGAAGCACAUCAAGAGCCUCCUAGACAUGAUGGUUGCAGAGGAGGAGAACUUGAAGGAACGUCUGUUGAAAAGCAUUGCCCUGUGUCGGAAGGAGCUUGACACCCUUUGUAGGGAGCUCCAGCUGGACCCCUUUGAGGUAGAGGAGGAAAGUACUAUUCUGCAGCUGGAGAAGGAUUUGCGUACCCGUGUGGAAGUGAUGCUAAAGCAGAAGAGGGAUAGGAAACAGGAAUUGAAAACCCUACAAGAACAAGAUCGAGACCUGUGUGACAUUCUUUGCACAACUCCAUUCUGUAUUGAUAGCAAUGCUGUGCCUAGCCUGGAGGAGCUGGAUCGCUACAGGCGCCACUUAGCCUCUCUGACUACGGAGAAGGAGAGAAGGCGAGAAGAGUUUGUCAGCACCAAGCGGCAAAUCAUCCUUUGUAUGGAGGAGCUGGACCACACUCCAGAUACUAGCUUUGAGCGGGAUGUGGUGUGUGAGGAUGAAGAAGCCUUCUGUUUGUCCACAGACAACAUAGCUGCCCUCCAAGAUCUGCUACAGCAGCUUGAAGCCCGACGAUCCUUGAAUGAAGCUGUGUGUGCAGAACUGCGCUCCAGAAUUGUUGCACUUUGGGAAAGGCUGCAGAUUCCUGUGGAGGAAAGAGAAGCUUUUUCAGUGCACAUGACCGGAUCUAGAGCUAAAACCAGGAAAGCUCUGCAAUUGGAAGUGGACCGUCUGGAGGAGCUGAAGCUGCAGAACAUGAAGGCUGUGAUUCAAGCAAUCAGGGUGGAGCUGGCUGAAUACUGGGACAAAUGCUUCUAUAGCCAGGAGCAGAGAGAUGUGUUCAGCCCCUAUUACGAUGAGGAUUACACAGAGACCUUGCUCCAGCUCCAUGAUGCUGAGGUGGGGAAGGUGAAGCAUUACUAUGAGACACACAAGGAUCUGUUUGAGGCUGUCCAAAAAUGGGAGGAAAACUGGAAGCUGUUUCUGGAGCUAGAGAGGAAAGCAACUGAUCCUAGUCGCUUUGCCAACCGUGGAGGGAACCUGCUGAAAGAAGAGAAGCAGCGAGCAAAACUGCAGAAGACUCUUUCCAAGUUGCAGGAGGAGCUGGAGAGCAGGGUCCAGGCCUGGGAGCAGGAACAUGAGGAGGCCUUCCUAGUGAAGGGGCAGCAUUUCAUGGAGUAUGUGACAGAGCAGUGGCAGCUGUAUCGUCUAGAGAAAGAGAAGGAGAAGCAGGAGAGGCACCUGAAGAAGAGCCGCCAGAUUGAGGCAGAGAUGAUGUAUGGCAGUGCCCCACGGACACCCAUCAAGCGUCGGGUGCUUGGCCCUCACACACCUGGCAAAGUAAGGAAGCUCAAUGGCACUUCCAUCUCCAGUGCCACACCCAACAGCACGGUCCGUUCAGCUUUUGGGGGAACUCUGUACCACUCACCAACAUCUCGGCUACCACCCUCUGGAGGGAAGUUUGGCCAGGCUGCUCGGACCCCUAGCCGUGUGGCUACGAAACCUCCUCGACCAGGACACAAGGAACGGAACAAGGAGAACAUGUCUCAGCUGAAUGGAACCACCCUGAGCGGUGGGUGCACCCCCACAGCCCCUGCCCAGCGUAACUACAGCAUUAAUUCUGUUGCCAGCACCUAUUCUGAGUUUGCGCGCGAACUUUCAAAGGCUUCCAGGUGUGACACUAGCUCCCGCAUCCUGAACUCCACCACCACUGCCAACACCUACUGCUGAGGCAUUACCUGUGCGAGGUUCCAGCUGUUUGUAGUCAUAGUGAGUUGCUGUUCUGGCAGAGUGCAAUCACAGCUGUCUGUGCCCAGACCCAAAGCAUGCAGUGCUGUAGGCUUACCUUUUAACUAGGGCCCAGGUGUUACUCUACAAGCCUGGCUUCUGCAGGGUUGGGGGAUGUAGCUACCUGCCAGGAUAGGGUAUGAAAGGGACACUUUUUUAAAAAACUGCUUUUAUUUGGGAGAACUCUUGCAAAUAUUUGAAAUUAAAAGUUUGAAUACAGUGUCUUGUUGGGGUAGCACAGCAGUGGAUGCUGGCUUCUGCUGCAGAGGGAUGUUCUGCAGCUGGGCUGGGGUGAGUGCUGGUGCUAGGUCAUGGGGCCUCUACCUUUCUGAGCAUGCUGUGGGACAGAUAAGGCAUAUUUGGGGGGGGGGGGGGGAGUUGGCCUCGGCAUGUCUUAUCCCAGUUCUUUUUUUUUUUUUUUUUCCAUAUUGUUGUAGUUCUUUCCCCAUGAUCUUCCCAAGGGCACAGUAGACCUGUUUGUAACAGGGACUGGUGUUAGCUAAGGUUUCUUUUUUCUUAUUUUUUUUUUAAACGGGCUUUACUGUGCCCAGCGUGCUGGUAGGUGCAUGAGGGGCUGGACUUGGGACCGAGUCAAAUGGCUUCCUCCUGCCCUCCCCCACUCUGAGCCUGGGGGUCCCUGGAGGGGAUAGCAGGGUACUCCCUAGAAAGCAAGCCUCAAGGGCUAGCCUGAGCGCGGCAUGCUGCCCUUAUGUGCUUGGAGAGGACAGAGGGAGCAGUGUCCUAUCAGCUAUCCCCAAGCUCUGGAUGCACUGGAGCUGGUGGUACAGAAUACCUGAGCUCCUCUUGCUAGUGGAUAAGGCUGCUUUUCCCCUCCUUGAGAAGGGGCAGCUUGUUACAGCUCCAGCACGUUUUCCAUACUACACAAGGCUCCGAGCUCUCCUCCCCUGCUCUCUGCUCCAGCGAGGAAUAGCAAGCUUCCUGCUUCUCUGGUACUAUUCUGGGCACAGCUGGGGGCAGCCUGUUUGCACCUUUGUUAACGAAGCUCUGUAUAUAUAUGUGUGUGUGUCUGUCCCUGAUCAUCAAGACUAAUUUGCACCAUGUUAUCACUACAGUCCACCACUGCUGUUUAUUUAUUCCCUGGAUUCUGUCCCCUUGCUCUGUAAAUGUAUAUACUGUUUAUGGGAAUAAUGCAUAUCUGUGUAUAUAACUGCUGUUGUUUGUGUCGAUAUGUUGGGGUGCCUGAAGGCUGCUCUGAGGUGGCCCUGUCCCUCUUAGUGGGAGAGAACAAGGGUGGCUCUUCAGCCUCCAUGCAUUAAAUCUGGCCUCUGCCCAGAGUUGUCAGAGGAAGACUGAAACAACCUUCUCUAUGGAACAUGAAGUAUUACUACAACUGUGUUAUGAAAAAGGAAAUAUAAUAAAUAAACUAAUU
Molecule: messenger RNA, 3647 nt
Organism: Rhea pennata
Lineage: Eukaryota; Metazoa; Chordata; Aves; Rheiformes; Rheidae
Gene: PRC1
Product: protein regulator of cytokinesis 1
Exons: 15
Coding region: 359-2200 (613 amino acids)
Biological process (GO): mitotic spindle midzone assembly; microtubule cytoskeleton organization
Cellular component (GO): mitotic spindle midzone; cytoplasm; spindle
Molecular function (GO): microtubule binding
Source: RefSeq, a predicted model, not a curated record